This is a messenger RNA of Hemicordylus capensis (graceful crag lizard), 4403 nucleotides long. RefSeq names its product Wnt family member 7A (gene WNT7A). Gene Ontology annotation, cellular component: extracellular region. Gene Ontology annotation, biological process: cell fate commitment; positive regulation of JNK cascade; canonical Wnt signaling pathway. Gene Ontology annotation, molecular function: frizzled binding; cytokine activity. The record is from RefSeq and is a predicted model, not a curated record. The transcript has 4 exons. Bases 1406 to 2455 code for a protein of 349 amino acids. NCBI's taxonomy places the organism in Eukaryota, Metazoa, Chordata, Lepidosauria, Squamata, Cordylidae.
AUGGGCUUUUUCUUCGGGGGCUGCUGUCUGAGAGUCUAGCCUCGCCGUCAAUAGCGGCAGAUAGGAUCUAAAUUGUCCGGGGCUCGAGGCUUUCGCUAGCGGUGCUGAACAAAACAGAGAUCUAUUUCCUAGGCAGCCCCUUGCUGCUGCUGCUGCGGCUGCUGCCCCCACCCUCUUCUCCCCUUGCCCUUUAGCUGAGAGAUGCUACUGCUGAGAUAGGACUCCUCUCUGGGAUCGCUGGCUCGUCCCAAUGAGGAAAUCGAGGAAACACAAUAAUUGGGGAGCGGGGAAAUCAAACAGGAGAAAGGACAGCAGCAUCUGAGGCUGACGGCAACCCCCGGAAAGCACAUGAUGUGAUGUGUGUGUGUGUGUCCUGUGUGCGUGAGACAGGGACACAACAAAGCACACGCGAAACAGGAAAGUUCAGCUCCUCUCUCCCUCCCUGACAGGGCGCGAAACAAUCGAUCAGCAAUUGGGACAGUUAAAAAAAAAAAAAAAAAAGGAGGCACGCCAACCUGAACUGGCAGAGAGAAAAAACAGGAUAAAGGGAAGCGGAGCGUCAGAAUCAGGAGGAGAUAAACCAGAGUAGAGCCUACAAGGCAGCUGGGGAGUCAGGACUGCCAGUGUGGGUCUCUGUAAAAAUAUCUUCCCAAGCCUACGAUGUGGGGAUUGAUCAGAAAUUGAUCCUGUGCGUUGGACUGCCAUUCAAACCGCUGGAGCUCUGCAAGUCCUUCUUUUUCACAGAAGCACACUUCCAGCAGCUUCUGGCUGGAGGGGUUUCUUUUUCUUUUUCAAGCAGGUGAUGUCUUUGUGAUCCUUUAUUCCACUUCCACCGCCGUAUCUCUCCCCCCCCGCCCCAAACACUACAAUCAUACACUUCUUUUCCUUCCCACCCUCACCCCCGGCUGGACGACUCCCUCCUUUGGAGAAGGAGAACACGCCCAAGUAAGCUGAAGAAGGGAGAAAAGAGAUAGAUACUCGUCACAUUGAACCUGAGGGGAAAUCCUCCAGAGCGGCAGCGCGCCGCGAGAGGGAGAGAUUAUUGGAGCCUAUACAUUCCCCAGCGCUCUCAAAAGUAUUACGUGUGACAGGCAUACCAAUCCGGAAUUGAGAGGGAGUGAAGAGAGAGAGAGACCCAGUGGAAGGCUAUGGUGAUUGUCUCUUGGGAUUUACAAACACACACCGCUCGCUCCGGGUGGCUCGGAUCGCAGGAGGGCUGAUCUGUUUUGUCUGCACUACUUUGACCUGUCGUUGCACUGUCUGAGGCACCGAGAAAUUCGCCAGCGCACAAAGCGUGUGGGAAAGGGAUUAUUUAUUUAUUAUUUGUAUUCUUCUUCUUCUUCUUUUAAAAAGGGGGGGGCAUAAUUUUGCAUGUUGAUCUGAAACCCAGAAGCAAACGAGGAAUAUGAACAGGAAAACUAGGCGCUGGAUAUUCCACAUCUUUCUGAGUCUAGGGAUUGUCUAUAUCAAAAUUGGGGGUUUUUCCUCCGUGGUGGCUCUGGGGGCCAGCAUCAUCUGUAACAAGAUCCCGGGCUUAGCUCCUAGACAGAGGGCGAUCUGUCAGAGCAGACCCGAUGCCAUCAUCGUGAUCGGAGAAGGGUCCCAGAUGGGAAUCAACGAGUGUCAAUUUCAGUUUCGCAAUGGGCGGUGGAACUGCUCGGCUUUGGGCGAAAGGACGGUCUUUGGCAAAGAGCUGAAAGUGGGUAGCAGAGAAGCAGCAUUCACCUAUGCCAUCAUUGCCGCUGGAGUGGCGCAUGCAAUCACUGCUGCCUGCACCCAGGGAAACCUGAGCGACUGUGGCUGUGACAAAGAAAAACAGGGACAGUACCACAAAGAUGAAGGCUGGAAAUGGGGAGGUUGCUCUGCAGACAUCCGUUAUGGAAUCGGAUUCGCCAAAGUGUUUGUGGACGCGAGGGAGAUUAAACAGAAUGCAAGGACACUCAUGAACUUGCACAACAACGAAGCAGGGCGAAAGAUCCUUGAAGAGAACAUGAAGCUGGAAUGCAAGUGCCAUGGUGUGUCAGGAUCAUGUACUACUAAAACAUGUUGGACAACUCUUCCAAAAUUCAGGGAGCUGGGCUACAUCCUUAAGGACAAAUACAAUGAAGCUGUUCAGGUUGAACCAGUGAGGGCAAGUCGUAAUAAACGCCCAACUUUUCUUAAGAUAAAGAAACCUCUAUCCUACCGUAAACCCAUGGAUACAGAUUUAGUGUACAUAGAGAAAUCGCCUAACUACUGUGAAGAGGACCCUGUCACUGGCAGCGUGGGAACGCAGGGCAGAAUGUGCAACAAAACAGCCCAGCAGACCAAUGGCUGUGAUCUGAUGUGCUGUGGACGAGGUUAUAAUACUCACCAGUAUUCAAGAGUGUGGCAAUGCAACUGUAAAUUUCAUUGGUGCUGUUAUGUUAAAUGUAAUACAUGCAGUGAACGAACAGAAGUGUACACCUGUAAAUGAAAGUGUGGCUUGGGAGGGGGAAUCUACAGACCUGGAAUGAACAUUUUUUUGCACAUCAGCUCAGUGUACCUACACAAGACUGUAGCAAAGACCAAUGCAGUUUCCAAGCAAAAAGCUAGCAAAUGGAGCCUAUCUUUCCCACGUAUAUAUCAGAGCUUAUGCGGAUACCCGUCAAAGACCCAUUAAGUAAUCCAAAAAGCAGACUUUCUAAAAAGGAAACAGAAAGAAACUAAACACCUGAUAACAAUAAUAAGCAGGAUAAAAUGCUCGUGAAUAAUCUGCAUCUUCAAAACAUAAUUUAUUGACUGCAUUAAGGGGGUGGGAGGAGAAUGCUUGUCAGGACCUUGGCGAUAGGUUCUUCGGGACUCAAUGAGAGAGAUGUUGAAAUACACAAGCUACCAGGCAUAAAGAGAGAGCUGGGGAAACAAAACAAUACUUUAACAUGGUCUUUGCACAGAAUGGGGUGACAAUGCGCCAGUGUGAAUUUCAACUUAAAGUGUGUGGAUUAUGCAGAUGUAGGGAUUUCUACACUUGUGAAAAGCUUCUGCUGGUCGUUUGUGUCUUUCCAUUUUUUCAGACAAUGUGCUACUGCAAGUAGAAUUGUUGAUGUUUUCCAUAUAAACACUGGUUUAUCUGCCUUUUGUCGUGCUGCAGAUUUUAGCACAGGGAUUUGGGACAUCUGGGCAUCAUAAUAAUAGCAAUAUUUAACAAUUUAUGCAGAUAAAACUAAUAUUAAUUUAUUUAAUUAAAAAAAAAAAACCUCUACCAACAUUUUUGGAACCAUUCUGCAAUUUAAAGUAGAUAGCCUGCUUUUCUUUUGUGGAAUAAUUUUGUAGAUAUGGCAAGGGGGGGAACCCCUCUUGAGCUGUAUAUAUUAUUCUUUACUCAGAUAUUUCUACUAGUUGGAAUUGCAGGAUAUUUUUUCUGCAGUAAUAGAUAUUAAGUAUAAAAGCAGGCAUCUUUUAUAAUUUUUUUGGCUGUUUGCUGCUAGUUGUCUGGAAUCUCAAACUGAUAGUCCUUUCACAUAGUUACCAAUACAUAACCGUUCCAAUUUUAAAAAGAAAAUAAGGAGCAUCACAAAAAUCCGUUGGGAAAAAUGCAUCACAUAUGAAUGCAAAACUCCAGACAAGUUUCCAUCUUUGGAAAAUGAAACAUAGGGUAAGAGAGUAUAUUUUGUAAGAGACUAUUUUUAUAUGAAUAUUUUAUUUAUACUAUGUCUGCUUGUAUAAUUCUAUAACCUGUACUUUUUCUCAAAACAGGCACACGGUUUGUAAUUUUUAGGCUAUUUAACAGAUAAAGGCUGAUUACUUUGUUGACAUGAAAGUAGGAACUGGAUACUACUGGUGUAUGUAUAAAAUACAGAAUGACUUUUCUCUCCAGAUGUAUGUACAAAGUUGCUCUUUUCCUGCAGUUCAAUUUGCAGAAUUUGCAGAACAAGAACAGGGUAUGUAGCAUCAGUUGUGUCACAUGGCUUGAAUUCAUGGUUGGUAUUAACUGGAUGCUCCUUUAUCCCAUUCAGAAAAAAAUCUGAAUUAGCUUCCCAGAUGCAUCAGUCAUUAAACUGUGGCGUUAUGACUAGCAAAUGUGCUGUGUGUGCUGUCAGUUAAACCUCUAUAUUGUGCUACUGUCAAAAUUGAUUUUAUCAGUGGAAGACUGUAGACUAUGACUGUAAAAACUAGCAUGACACGCAUAGUCUGAUUCUCAUAGAUAAGAUUCAAAGCUUACGGGUUUUGUCCAACUGGUUUUUGGCAUUCGCCUUACUUGUUCUCUCCCCAAAUGUUCUUAGCUAAAAAGAUCAAGUAACAUUUGAAUACGCUUUCAAUUAUCUACCCCCCCACCGCCCUAGCUUUUUUGGUGCCAUUCCUCUCCUACACAUUGGCAUUUCCUUUCUUAUCCCUAUGAUUUUCUACUGCAAUUAUGUUAAAUUAAAUAGUUUGCUUCUGUGGAA